CUCUCUCAGACAUAUGCACACCCAAAGGCUACAUUUGUCCCACUCUCUCCAUAGAGCUCAGGUGUGCCUUCACAUGCUACCGUUCAUUGGAGUCUGAAUCCAACGUCAUCAAUAUGUAAGCACAAGCGUGAAAACGUGGAUGCUAGACGUGGAUUGCUUUCAGUAGCCUACUGCUUGCAUGUGAUGGUUGGAUAGUAACAGACCGUUGGUCUUUGACCUUUGGAUCGGAUAUCAUAGCAGGUAUCUCUGAGCAGAUGACCCUCACCAUGGUGCCGACAAUACUCUUCCUGCUCGUGUUGGUGGCGCAUGUGGCCUUGACCCGGGGGGAGUGUGAGGGCAGCUCCUGUAACCCCCAGCUGGGGGACCUGAUGGUGGGCCGGGCCGCUCAGCUGUCUGCCUCUUCCACCUGCGGCCUGGGUGGUCCUCAGCCCUACUGCAUCGUUGGCUACCUGGAGGAGGAGCAGAAGUGCUUUACAUGUGACUCCCGUCAGCCCUAUAACCUUGUCACCAACCCCAGGAGCCACCAGAUAGAGAACGUCAUCACCACCUUUGAGCCGCAGCGCAGGAUGAAGUGGUGGCAGUCGGAGAACGGUAUUCAGGAUGUCAGUAUUCAGAUGAACCUGGAGACCAUUUUUCAGUUCAGCCACCUCGUCCUGACUUUCAAGAGUUUCCGCCCUGUCGCCAUGUUGGUGGAAAGGUCAAAGGACUACGGGCGGACGUGGAAGGUGUUCCGCUACUUUGCGGAGGACUGUGCUGCCAGCUUCCCCUGGGUGUCUGCCGAGCUGCCCGACAGCGUGGACGAUGUGGUCUGUGACGGACGCUACUCUGGGUCGCAGCCCUCCACUGACGGGGAGGUUGUGCUCAAGGCGUUGGAUCCAAGCUUUGAUAUAGAAGAUCCCUACGCUCCCCAUAUUCAAGAGUUGAUCACCAUGACUAACCUGCGGGUGAACUUCACCCGUCUGUUCACGCUGGGCGACACGCUGCUGGGACGCAAGCGCAGGAACCCCCAGGAGAAGUACUACUACGCCCUCUAUGACAUGGUGGUGCGCGGCAGCUGCUUCUGCAACAGCCACGCCAGCCAGUGUAUGCCUGUCGACAGCACCCGGGGCGAUGUCUUCAACGAGCCUGGCAUGGUUCACGGUCGAUGUGUGUGCGAGCACAACACAGUAGGCGCAAACUGUGAGAGAUGUCAAGACUUCCACAAUGACGCCCCCUGGAGGCCAGGUGGUCUAAAUGGGCCGAACGUCUGUCAAAGGUGUAACUGUCAUGGUCACUCCGAGUCGUGUUACUUCGACGCGGCCCGCUACCAGGCCACCGGCGGGGUUAGUGGAGGUGUGUGUGAAGACUGUCGCCAUGACCGUGUAGGACCCCAGUGUGAGCAGUGCAGACCGUACCUGUACCAGGACCCGCAACGCUCCGUAGAAGACCCCCAGGGGUGCAUCCCUUGCGACUGUGACCCGGCCGGCUCCCUGGCCGGCGGCCUGUGUGACCCCGUAUCUGGGCGCUGCGUCUGUAAGGAGAAUGUGAACGGGGACCGCUGUGACCGCUGUCAGUACGGCUUAUACGGCCUGAAUCAGGAAGACCCAUCUGGCUGCCAGAGGUGCCAGUGUAAUUUCCUGGGUAUUGUCCUGACGCCACACCCUUGUGACCAGGAAACGGGGCAGUGUGUUUGUCAACAGUUCGCCACUGGGGCCCUGUGUGAUCAGUGUGUGUCAGGUCACUGGGGUCUGGGAAACACUGUACACACCUGCAUGCCUUGUAACUGUGACAUAGGAGGAGCCUACAGCAGCAUUUGUUCAUCAGUAGAUGGCCAGUGCCAGUGCUUACCCAACAUGGUGGGGCAGGGCUGCAGUGACCCUGCCCCGGGUCACUUCCUUGCUCCACUGGACUACUUCCUGUUUGAGGCUGAGAAUGCUGCUCCACUGGAGGGUCAGACGUCCUCUCCUCUGCUGAACCCUACAGGCCUGCCCAAAUGUGAGCAGUACUACCGGGAUCAGGGCUACGACUUCAAAAUCAGCAACGGCAGGAUCGUCCUAGUGAGGAGAACCAGGAGACGAGCACGCAGGAGAAGGCAGGAACGGAGGUCUAUUCCACUUGACCCGGGCUCGGCUCUGCAGAUUGUGCCCCGACAGAGGACGGCUGAUGCGCCAAUAACAUGGACUGGCCCGGGAUUUGUCAGGGUUCUGGAUGGGGCGGGUCUUAGAUUUACCGUUGACAACCUCCCAGCCUCCCUUGACUACCAGCUAGUCAUUCGCUAUGAGCCAGAGUCUCUGGAUGACUGGGUAGCUUCAGUCAGUAUCCUCCCCCUGUCUCCUGGAGACAGUGGCUGCAUCACUGACCCCACAGGAACCAAAACACUCUCACUACCCGGGGUUGCCAGAAUUGCGAUUAUAGAUACACCGGUGUGUUUGAACAACGGAGGAAGAUACUACAUCGAUAUCACCUUUGCCAAGCAGCCCAACUCCGAUCCUCAGUCAAGCUCACACAUACUUGUCGACUCAAUGGGCCUGGUCCCCAAGAUGGCGUCUGUGCAGGACUUCUGUUCCCAGAGUGACCUGGACUCCUUCAGCCGUCUCCGCUGCGUGGAGCUGUCGGCGGGGGCCCAGCAGCAGACGCUGCCUGAGGUGUGCGAGGGCCUCAUAGGAAGCUUGUCCGCCCGCAUCCACAACGGGGCCAUGGUUUGCAGGUGUAACCACCAGGGUUCACUAGGCCCCUACUGCAGCAAGUUUGGUGGGGUGUGCGACUGUAAAGCCAAUGUGAUUGGACGCUGCUGUGACUCCUGCGCCCCCUUGACUUUCGGCUUCGGACCAGAGGGCUGCAGACCAUGUGAGUGCGACCCCCAGGGCUCGGUCUCGGAGCUGUGCGACCAGGUCAGAGGUCAGUGCCCUUGUCGGCGGGAGGUGUCGGGGCGCCGCUGCGACCGUUGCCAGCCGGGGUACUACGGCUUCCCCCUGUGUCGGCCCUGUGAGUGCAACGGGCAGGCGGAGCUGUGCCACCCCGACACCGGAGCCUGUCUGGACUGUCGGGAACACACCACUGGAGACAACUGUGAAAGGUGUGUGGAGGGUUACUAUGGUGACCCGGUUUCCAGGGAACCCUGUGAGCCUUGUCUGUGUCCCGACACUCAGGCCAGUGGGCGACACUUUGCCAGCUCCUGUUCCAAGAACCCGGAGUCCAGAAGUCUGACCUGCGACUGCUUGCCUGGACACAAAGGGUCACGCUGUGACUCCUGCAUCCCCGGUUUCUAUGGUGACCUCGAAAGGCCAAACGCUUUCUGCCAAGAGUGUCCAUGUAACAACAAUAUCGACCCAGAGGACAGCAGCGCGUGUGACGCCGUGUCAGGGGAGUGUAUGCGUUGUCUCCACAACACUCAGGGACCACGUUGUCAGAGCUGUAAGCCUGGUUACUAUGGCAGCGCUGUGGACCAGGACUGCAAAGAGUGCUCCUGUGACCCGCGGGGUACCGAAGUGACCCAGUGCCCACUGGGAAGCCCCUGUUUCUGUGACUCUGAGACAGGGCAGUGCCCGUGCCGGCCUGGAGCGAUGGGCGAGCUGUGUGAUGAGUGUGCCGACGGCUACUGGAACCUCCAGGGGGCAUCAGGGUGCCAACCUUGCAAAUGCGACCCUGGAAACUCUCUCAACAACGUCUGUGACAAGGUGAGCGGUCAGUGCCAGUGUCGUGCCGAGUUCGGAGGCAGACAGUGCGACGAGUGUGGGGAGAAUCACUUUGGGAACCCUGACCUCCAAUGCGUCUCCUGUGACUGUAACAUGGAGGGCACCGAGCGUCCUGCCUGUGACGCCUCCACGGGGGAGUGCCUGUGCCGCCUCGGCGUGGCCGGAAUCUUCUGCGACGAGUGUGCGCCCGGGUACCACACCGCGUUCCCCGCCUGUGCCCCUUGCCACCCCUGCGUCGCCCUCUGGCAAGAUGACGUCACCGACGUCCACCGGGCCGCCCAGAGGAUGCGCACGCUGAUCCCUCGCCCGGGAGUGCACCAGCAGCCGGCCGGGACCAAGCGCAUUAUGGACAUGCACGCCGCGCUGGAGUCGCUGGCGAACCUGACGGGACGAGCCAAGCCGCAGGUGCAGAAGGUGGAGAAGCUGAUUCAGAUGAUCGAGAAGCUGAAAGACACCAUUGACCCCAACGCCAUCAUCAUUGACCCAACCAGACUGUUGGACACCCAGGUUGACAACAUCCGCCACGAGUUCAAGAAGUUGAUGGACCACUUGAGGGACAAGCUUACCACUGACCCAGAAGUGAAUCCAGAGGAAUUAGAAGAGGUCCUUGAUGAGAUCAAGAAACUCCAUAAGGAAUACAUGGCUGAUGAGAAGCGGGUGAAGGCUGCUGACAAGGCCCUAGAAGACUCCAUGGACACGCGGCUGAAGGUCAAAGACAAACUGUCCAGCUGCAACAGCAGCGGAGACAUGGGGCCUCUGGAGAACGAGGUCAAAGCCCUGAGUGUUGUAGGGCUCAAUGGAAAGAUCUGUGGAGAACCCGGCGACACGGAAUGUUCCAAAUCAGAGUGUGGGGGUGCUUUGUGUCGAGAUGCCCUGGGGCUCCGGGAAUGUGGAGGUCCCACCUGCAAGGGAAGUGUCCCUGUGAGCGCGAAUGCCACGGAAAUGGCCGAGCAAGUAGAAAACGACAUCCUAAACCUCCUCCACAAACUGCGGGACUCCAAGACAAAGCUCAACACAGCUAAACAGAUGACUCAGGACACCCAGGAUGAGGCUGAGAAACUGAAGAAAAAGAUCAGUGACACCAAGGAGAAGUUUGAGAAAGAGAAAAAUGACACUAAAGACCUUAUCAAACGUGUCAAGAACUACCUGACAGAUGACAUGGUGGCACCAGAAGACAUUGAGAACUUAGCAGAGGCAGUGCUAGCCAUCCAGCUGCCAGGCACUCCAGAUGAAAUCCGGGACAUGAUCCAGAACAUCCGGGACAAGCUCUCCAAUGUCACCAACUUCCAGGAGGAUCUGAAAAAGCUGGAGGGCCAAGCCAAAACCGCCAAAGAACUGCUGGAGAAGGCCCUGGAAAUCAAGAACAGAACCAAGAAUAUUGAUGUGAAAGACAUUAAGCAAGCGAUUUAUGAUGCCGAGAAAGCCCAGGACAAGGCUGACAAAGAUCUGGAGGACGCCAAGGACAGCAAGAACAUGAGUCUGACUCAGAUCACAGAGAUUGAGACCAAACUGAAUGACACAGAGGCAAAGCUAAAUACCACUCGACUUCAGGACUUGCCAGGGGAGAUUGAAGCACUGAAAAAGAAAAUGGAGAUGAUCCGCGAACAGGCAAAAGAGGCCAAACAAGCUGCUGACAAAGCUCUAGCUGAUGCCAAAGAUGCUGAAACUGGAGUUCAAGAAGUGGAAGACUUGUUUAAAGAACUGAAGGAGAAAAACACUAACCAGGACCUUGAGGAUAUAGCCAGUACACGUCUGAAGAAUAUUACAAUGGAAGCAGAGAAACUUAGAAAAGAUGUUGCAGAUAAAAUGCAAAACAUUGAAGAUUUGGAAGGAAAAAUUCUAAACUUCAUCAAGAGCAAAGAGGAUAAAGCCAAUGAGGUUUCCAUGUUGCUGGAGACGGUGGAAUCCCUGCGCAAAGCAAUAGCCAGCCGGAUAGACGGCUACAUCACCUGUUUAUAAGGUUAUGAUGGAUAGCCGUGUAGACAACUUGAUAUACUCUAGGAAAGACUCUUCCCCAACACAGCCAACAGCUUCACAUGUUUAAUAUACUGGCAAUGAAAUUUUGCCUAUAACUUCAACAUAAUAGUGCCUUUGUUACAUAAGUGUUCAUUCCUCACAAAUGGUUGUAUUAAUAAGAUAUAGAAAAUGGAUCUUUGACAGUCGAAAAGAACUGUUUUUAUUUUUUAAUUAUUUUAAACGUGCUAAACUUUAACAUGUAAAAAAGUAUUAACAAAAUUACAUUAAAAAACACAUAUCUUGUGAUAUUUGCGGUCCUUCACUGGGAAUUCUAAUAGGUUUCUGGCCUUUAAGGAAUGUGAUACUAGUAUAUUUCAAAUACUCUGUUGUCACCACAAGAACUGGUUCUGUGCAAAGACCACGUGACCACCUGAAGAUGUGUCAGGUGGUAUCGCCCACAGGUUUCUUAAAUAAAUAUACAAAGUGGGUGGGUAAAGUAUGAAAGUGAUAAAAGUGAAGUUUAGAUGCUCCUGAGUAGUUUACAGAUCUGAGGAAGUGGUUUCUUCUGUCGACACCCUCACUGAAAAUGAUCAGUAUGCAGUUCUCUCUAUGACCACAGGAGUGUGAUCUGUGACCAACAAUUUACAGCAGGCCUAAUCAGGUAAAUGAGACGUCCCCUUUCUCCCUAAUAAUCUGUUUUUUUUAUUACAUUUUGUCAGUAUUUCUCCACUUUUUGUGAAGCUGAUGAAUAAAAAUGCUCCACUGUCUCAAGCUAAACCACAGCACUGUACAAAGCUGUGGUCACCACUUUGUUGACACUUUGAAAAGUUAAGCUUUGCUUCUUCCACCAAUGGCUCCUCAGGGCUAGCUGAAGAUGUAAUUAGAUUAAAACCAACGAACAGGUUUGGAAUGGCUCCCCUGCCAGGUUUGGAAUGUAUCUAUUGGUUACUUACCACUCCCUGGAAUGCUUUGUCUUUUUUAUGUAGAGAGCAUUAAAUCUUCAAUGUUUGAGGCAGUGUGUAAUGGAUGUGUGGUGACCUCCAUGUUACUCAUGUAUUUAUACCACUGGACACCUGCAUACACACUUUCUGUCAUCAGACAAAAAAGCUGUUUGGGGUUUGGGGACACACACUGACAAUAAUCACACAUCUUU
This is a messenger RNA of Hypomesus transpacificus, 6783 nucleotides long. It is a transcript of the gene lamb4, whose product is annotated as laminin, beta 4. The record is from RefSeq and is a predicted model, not a curated record. Lineage: Eukaryota; Metazoa; Chordata; Actinopteri; Osmeriformes; Osmeridae. The transcript has 36 exons. Gene Ontology annotation, cellular component: laminin trimer. Bases 255 to 5633 code for a protein of 1792 amino acids. Gene Ontology annotation, biological process: basement membrane assembly; substrate adhesion-dependent cell spreading; cell migration.